Messenger RNA from Nezara viridula (southern green stink bug), 2061 nucleotides. Lineage: Eukaryota; Metazoa; Arthropoda; Insecta; Hemiptera; Pentatomidae. The record is from the annotation of a GenBank genome assembly.
UAUUUUUGUUAAUUCUAGAAAUGUUGAUAAAUUGCCCUGAUAUAAUACCUAUAUGGUAUUGUGAUGUGAAAACAAACAAGCUUUUGAAAUUGAAACCUUCCUCACCGUUAUCAGAUCCAACAGGUUGGCUUGGAAAAUAUUUGAUAUGUUAGCCAUUUUUCAUAAAUUAAUUGAUUGUUCUAAAUCCUAGUUCUGUUCCGAUAUUGUUAAAAUGGCUACUGACGAUAAGCAGCGUCUAGAUAUAUUUGAAUGCCUACCAAUAGAAAAAAUUGAAGAUCUUGUUAUUUGGAAAAGACCAAAUGUAAGUUGGGCUGGUCUAGUCAAGAAAAUUGAGAAAAGGACUGAUUACUGUUGUAGUAGUUAUCCAGUAUGUAGUUUUAAUUCUAAACCUAAUUUCAUGAAAGCUCAUUCAGUUCCAAAAACUUUAGUGUGCCAUGAUAUGAAAGGUGGUUAUCUGGAUGACAGAUGGGUGAAUGGCAGUGAAAACUCUGAUGAGUAUAAAUUCCUUCUUUGGUCAUGUAUUGAUAUCUUUGUAUAUUUCAGCCAUAAGUUUAUUACAAUACCACCUUUAUGUUGGAUUAAUGCUGGCCAUACCCAUGGGGUUAAAGUUCUAGGCACAAUUAUAACAGAAGGAAGUGAGGGAGCUAAACUAUGGGAUAGAAUGGCAGCUAGUAGAACUAUGAUUCGUGAAUUUGCUUUUCGACUGACUCUUAUUUGUGAUCAUUAUGGUUUCGAUGGGUAUUUGAUAAAUAUUGAAAAUACAAUAAGUAAGGAGGCUAUGGCUGCACUGUUCUAUGGUUUGGAUCUACUUAUAAAAAAUGUAAAAACUUUGUCUCCAGAUAAAAUUUUUAUUUGGUAUGAUGCAGUAAAUUUUCCCUCUGGUGAACUAAAAUGGCAAAAUAAAUUAAACAAUUUAAAUAGAAAAUUUUUUGAUAUGUGUGAUGGAAUAUUCCUGAAUUAUGGAUGGUCAGAAGAAGAUUUAAUUGCAACAGUCGAAGAAUCUGGUUCUAGAAAAACAGAUGUGUAUGUAGGUGUAGAUGUGUUUGGCCGAGGAUGUUUCGGGGGAGGAGGAUUUACUACAUGUGAGGCCAUGGAGGUGAUUCGUAAACAUGGUUUAUCUGCUGCCAUUUUUGCACCAGGAUGGGCUUAUGAAAAAUGUGGGGAGGAUGAAAUAGCAGAUAAUAGAGAUUUCAUGUUCUGGGAACUUUUGAAUAAAUAUGUGUAUUGUUAUGGGCCUGCUCAAUUGCCUUUCAAGAGUUCCUUCUGCCGCGGAUUUGGUCUAAAAAAAUAUAAAGAAGGAAAGGUUGUAAAAGACCACUCUUGGUAUAACCUAUCAGAUAUGAAUCACUUGCCAGCUCUUUUGAGUGGGAUUCAUGAAGUUGAAGAGUCUAGUUGUUUUAUGUAUUAUCAAAAUGAUGCGUAUAAUGGAGGUGGAUGCUUGCUAGUCAAACCGCAGAAAAAAGAAGAUAUUGGAAAACACUCUGACAGACUCUUUUUUUGUGAUUUUUAUCUUCAAUAUCACAGGAAAAUUCAUAUAAAAAUUGCAAGCAAACCUUUAUUAACUGUUAGUGAUCCAACAACCUUAUUUGAUCUCAUUCUUAGCAUAAUAGAUCAUGUAGACUGUGAUGAUCAUUCGGAAGAAACUGUAAUAAGGAAACUAUGUCUUCCUGUGAUAAGCAAUAUUAAGCCUGAAGAUGGUCCUGAUAAGUGGGUAAUAAGUGAUUUCAUUUUUGAAAUUGGUUGCGCACAUAUUGUCAGAGUUGAUUGUAGGCUUAUUAGUGACAAGACACCUAUACUUAUAGGCUACUUCUCUGUGUCCAGCGAAGAAGCAGAUCUUUCAAGAAUUAUAUCAGUGCCUAUAGAUUUAACUAAGUAUUCUGAAGAAACUUGUUCAGCAGUGAAUGUAUCAAAUGUUUUAUGUGGUGAAGAAUAAAAAUUCUUUAAAAUCACCUGAUAAAUUAUUGGUUACGUAUAAUUAUUUUAUAUGAAUACAUUUGAAAUUUUUUAGAGGAAUUCAUGUAUACAAUUUUUUAUUAUUAAAGUUAUUUUUGAAUACUGUUA